AUGACGCAUGAUGCUCAGGCAGCUUUGCGAAGGAUCAUGGAGGAGUUCGUGCAUGUCACGCGCUUCAUCAUCAUUUGCAAUUAUGUGUCCAAGAUCAUCGAGCCCUUGCAUUCUCGAUGCUCCAAGUUCCGGUUUCAGCUGGUGGGUGCCGAGUUCCAGAAAACCCGACUCCUCCACAUCUGUGAAAAGGAGAAAGUGGCGGUGAGCCCAGGCGCACUUGAACAGCUGAUCUUCCUCUCCAAGGGAGAUAUGCGGUGUGCUGUAACGAUGCUCCAGACAGCCGUCCAAGUCUACGACAAGGUGGACGAGGACUCGCUGGUUGAGGUCUUUUGCGCCGUUCCCGAUUCCAAGACACGGGAGCUGCUGGCCCGUUGCCGGUCCUCCCAGACGACGGAGCAGGUGCUCGAGGCGGUGCGAGACUUCCUCCUCGAGGGCUUCUCGGGGCUGCAGGUGAUGGAGCAGUUGCAAGAGCUCCUGGCAGAGGACGUGUCGCUCCAAGACGCAGUGAAGGCCAAGUGUGCCGUGCUCUUCUCGCAGGCGCGGCGAGUCGAGAGCAGGAGCGUGUUUGAAGAGCUCCAGCUCUUCGAGCUCUUCUCCAACCUUCGGCCGCUCAUUCAGGACUGCGCCGCGUCACAAGUGCAGUCCGAGCCUGUAGCUCCCGGACGCAAACAGCGUCGAGAACUGCACUCAGGGUUAGGCCAAUGUAGGACCAAAGUAGGAACUUCCGUUUGGGGACCUGGCUGUCACACAACAGGUGUGACUAGUAGCGGUGAGUCAGCGCGGAUACCGGAAGCUCACAGGUGA
Messenger RNA from Symbiodinium necroappetens, 804 nucleotides. The record is from the annotation of a GenBank genome assembly. Lineage: Eukaryota; Dinophyceae; Suessiales; Symbiodiniaceae.